Funneliformis geosporum is the source of this 1923-nucleotide messenger RNA. NCBI's taxonomy places the organism in Eukaryota, Fungi, Glomeromycota, Glomeromycetes, Glomerales, Glomeraceae. The record is from the annotation of a GenBank genome assembly.
AUGUCCUUUACCGUAAAUUACCUUGAUAAGUUUGAAGGCUGGGAAAGUGCUUUGGAUCCAAACUCACUCAGCCUUCUUGAAAUGCUGGAAUUUCGUAGAACAAAAAAGGAUUUCUCUUUCGAUAAGUGGACCGAGCACUUCACGAUUUCCAAGCCAGUAUCUGUUUACAUUACGCUUAAGAGAAAGACGAAGUGGCGAGGGGAUAGAGAAGGAGUUGGGCUACGUGCCAAAAACAACCAUCUAAGCAACCCAGCUACGUGCCGGGCUUGGGAAUGGACACAGGGUGAAGAUGUGAAGUCGUUUUGGAGGAAUAUUGAAACCGAAAAAAUAGAGUCAGAAAAUAAUUUAUUGGAGGCGAAGAUAAAGCAAGCUGAAGUUCAAUUUUCUGUUGAUCGCACUUUGACGGGGAAUGAGGCUCAUAGAAUCUUCGACCAGAAAAAAAUAGAUUAUGCAAAUAAGAAUAGUAUCGGAGAAGACAAGGUAGUUGUAUUUUUCCACAGCGUUAGUAUAUUAGCCUGCAAUAAAAGUUCACUCUCACCUCUCGCAUGUACACAGAUAAGAACCGUUACAUUAGAAGAAGAGUCCUCCACUAAGGGAAAAAUGGAUAUGUCACUUGGACAUAAGCGAUCAUACGAUGAAGAAUUACCAUCAACUUCAUCAAAAAAGAUCAGUUCUUUUGAAAACGAAGAAGAGUUAGCUGAAGAAGAUAUCACUCAAGAGGAUGUGUUGAAUUCUAUUGCUGAAGUUUCUGAUAUCUUCGGGAAAACUAAAUUCCCAACAUACUAUAACAAACUAAAGUCUAUCUGGCAUAAUCGGGAUGCUGAGACGAAUUAUUAUGUUAUUGAUCUAGGAGAUGAGGAAACACUAAAUCAGGUUCACGAUCAUUUGAGCGAUAAUGAAUUGAAUUUUUUGUUUGAGAGGUUAAGAUUAACAGAUGAGGAUGAAUGUCUGAGUACGGAGGCGCGUAGAUAUAUGACACUGUUUGAUGAGAUGAUUGAGGAAGAGAGUUGUAAUGACGGUAAGAUAGAAGAUGAGGAAAAUUACACGACUGGUGGAAGAAACAGCGAAGAGUUUGAGAGAAAAGUCCAUCAAUUAGACAGUCUACCCAAAAAAUUUCAUUAUCUAUCUAACACCUUGCCUAUCCCAGCGGAGAGUUAUGAUCAAUCAGAAACGCCUGAUGUUUUUGUUAUCAAGAGCGUCUCUUGUCAUAUUGAUACGAGCACGAAAAUGAAUGGAUUAAUGAAGAGUACUCCCGAGCGUACAUGGACAGCCCAUGUAUUGGCGUAUAUAUUUUUCGUUACAUUUUGUUUCAUCGAUUCAUUGCAGUAUUUCUCGUGUGAACGAGAUAUUUCUACCAAGAUCGAUGCUCAAGAUGAUAGGUAUAAAGCCGAUGGUGUUUUAGAAUUGUUUGAGCGACCAAGGCAAAUACCAUUAUUUUUGCUCGAAGUGUCAGAAGGUCCCAAUAAUCCAGACCCAGAUAAAAUCAAAGGAGAUAGAACGAAGCUGAUGAACGAGGGUGUUUUUGCCCUUAACAAGUUUAUGAUUAGCACUGAGUUACCGGAAUGGAAAGUGUGUGAGGCAUUGGGUGUUUUCCUGGCCCAGGGAUUUGCCGAUAAAGUUGAAAUCGGACAAAUAAUAUUUAUUGGGCCUGGUCUGUAUCUUUUCUCGCCAUUUACAGUUCCAGCUCUCACAAUUCCAACUUCAAACACCAACCUAAAACAUGCACCUCGACUCAUCCGAACUCUCUUGUGUUUACGAUACAAUACUAUCGAAAAGAUUGAGAAGUUUAACGAACUUGAAAAGGAAGGUCAGCAACGUAUUGUGAAGCCUAUAACAAAGUAUGCAACUGGAGUUACACCAGGACGAUCUAGAGUUGUUACGUUUUCACAAUUCCUACCAAAAAUUUCAAGAGAGAGUAGUAAA